AUGGGCGUGAAGAAGUGGUUCACGACUUUACCCGAGUUUGGCAUCCAAGGUGGCAAAAAGCUGCGUGGUGUCUACUUGAACAAAGCUAUCGGCUUCGUCGCUGGUGCUGGAUUCAUGUUUGGUUAUGACCAAGGUGUCAUGAGUUCUUUGCUCACGCUUGAGGAAUUCGAAAGACAAUUUCCUACAGCCACACCCUAUACUCCAUCUGAUCCUGUUUGUCAAGACCCUACUCAAUGUACUGGUACUCCAGCUUUACAAUCGAACAUGGUGUCCAUUUAUCAAAUUGGAUGUCUUUUGGGUGCAAUCUUAAUUCUCUUUGUUGGUGAUGCUCUUGGUCGUCGUGUCUCCACCUUUUGGGGAACUGCUAUCAUUAUUGCUGGUACAAUUAUUCAAGCUGCUGCCAAUAGCUAUGGUUUGCUUUGCUUUAGCCGUAUCUUCACCGGUAUCGGUAAUGGCAUGGUCACGAGUACAAUUCCCACCUGGCAAAGUGAAUGUGCCAAGCCAAAGGAUCGUGGUUAUCUAAUCAUGAAUGAAGGCAUGCUUAUUGGCUUUGGUAUCAUGAUUUCAUAUUGGAUCGAUUAUGGCUUCUAUCAUACCACAGGUGAAAUCCGCUGGCGCUUCCCUGUUGCUUUCCAAGCCUUCUUUGCUCUCGUUGUCAUUUCCGGUAUUCUUGUCCUCCCCGACUCCCCUCGUUGGUUGCUCAAAAAGAACUACGUCGAAGAAGCCCGUGAUGUCAUUGCUCGUCUCAAUGGUGUCGAUGUCGAUUCAGAGCAAGUUGCUGAAGACAUUGCUAUCUUGGAACACACUCUUGCUCUCGAAACUGAACGCUUCUCAUGGCGCGAAUUCUGGAGACAUGGUCGUGUACAGCACUUCCGUCGCAUGUUGCUUGGUGUCAUUGCUCAAGCUAUGCAGCAGUAUUGCGGUAUCAACCUUAUCACUUACUAUGCCACCAUUCUCUUUGAGCGAUCUCUCGGCUUUGAUGCUUCCAUGUCUCGUCUUUUGGCUGCCGUAAACGGUACCGAGUAUUGGCUUUCAGCUGUUGUUGCCAUGUUUUGUGUCGAGCGAUUCGGCCGUCGCAGGCUCAUGUUUGUGGGUCUUGUUGGUAUGAUGUGCUCCAUGGCUGUUCUUGCAGGCUGUAUUUCAUCUGGUGGUCGUGAUGCUGAAGGCAACAUUGUAUUGGCCGAAGCUGAAGGUGAUGUCGCUACCUUGACACUUUUCACUUUCAACACCUUCUUUGCCAUUGGUUUCCUUGGUAUGACUUGGUUGUAUCCUGCUGAAAUCAAUCCUUUGCGUACUCGUAUGGCUCAAAAGAUGCCCAAGUUGGAAGGUGCUGCAUUGGAACGAGAACUCGCCCGUUACUUUGAUGAUGGCAGCAGUGCUGAAGGCUCUCAACAAGAUAUGGAGAAGUCUGCACCACCAGCAACAUCUUCUGCUUCUGACGAGAAGGUCGAGGCACCUUUAUCAGACACCAAAUGA
Molecule: messenger RNA, 1476 nt
Organism: Lichtheimia ornata
Lineage: Eukaryota; Fungi; Mucoromycota; Mucoromycetes; Mucorales; Lichtheimiaceae
Exons: 10
Coding region: 1-1476 (491 amino acids)
Biological process (GO): transmembrane transport; carbohydrate transport
Cellular component (GO): membrane
Molecular function (GO): carbohydrate:proton symporter activity
Source: RefSeq, a predicted model, not a curated record